Molecule: messenger RNA, 1059 nt
Organism: Microplitis demolitor
Lineage: Eukaryota; Metazoa; Arthropoda; Insecta; Hymenoptera; Braconidae
Product: testis-specific serine/threonine-protein kinase 4
Exons: 5
Coding region: 1-1059 (352 amino acids)
Biological process (GO): intracellular signal transduction; microtubule cytoskeleton organization; protein phosphorylation
Cellular component (GO): cytoplasm
Molecular function (GO): protein serine/threonine kinase activity; ATP binding; tau-protein kinase activity
Source: RefSeq, a predicted model, not a curated record
AUGGCAGAAUCAGCUGCAGUUGAUGUUCCCUCAACGUCGGGAAACAAUAAUACGAUUUCCCAUGAAAAGGAUGACGAAAAAUUCGAGAGAAAACGUACGGUCCUUGAAACUCAUGGGUACGCUAUUGGUAAAACAAUCGGAAAUGGUUCAUACGCAACAGUCAAAAUCGCAGACUCAUAUCGACACAAAUCUCCAGUAGCCAUAAAAAUAAUUUCAAAAUUCCAAGCUCCGUCUGACUACUUAAUUAAAUUUCUACCGCGGGAAAUAGAAGUAGUCAAAGGUUUGAAGCAUCCCAAUCUAAUACGUUUUCUGCAAGCCAUCGAAACAACUCACCGAGUCUAUAUUAUAAUGGAAUAUGCGCAAAAUGGAAGUUUGUUAGAUACAAUACGCCGUGAUAUAUUUAUCGAUGAAAACCGAAGUCGCAAAUGGUUCAAACAACUUAUUGAUGCUGUCGAUUAUUGUCAUACACGUGGAGUUGUUCAUCGAGACAUUAAAUGCGAAAAUUUAUUAAUGGAUCAUAAUCUAAACAUAAAAUUAUCAGACUUUGGAUUCGCACGUGGGCAUAUGAACAAGACAGACGGCACGACAAUACUGAGCGAAACAUUUUGCGGUAGUUAUGCAUAUGCAUCGCCGGAAAUAUUACGGGGAAUUCCUUAUCAGCCCCAGAUGUCUGAUAUAUGGUCACUUGGCGUUGUGUUGUAUGCGAUGGUCUACGGUCGGCUUCCUUUUGAUGACAAAAAUUACGGACAGCUUAUAAAGCAAGUGCAGAGUCAAGUUAAAUUUCCAAAAGAACCCAAAGUCUCAUACUCCUGCCGUUCGCUAAUCCGCCGAAUUUUGGUACCACAGCAGUCGCGAAUUAAAAUUGAAAUAAUUAAAGCAGAUGAUUGGUUGAUUAAUGAUGCGCCAGUUAAUGAAGAAAAAUUUGACCAUAAUAAAAUAUUAAAUAUAUUGCCGGCUGAAGCAAUUGUACAAAAGCCGCAGGACAAUAAUCAUGAGAAACUUAUGGAUCAGAUGGUACUACUAGACAAACAAUUGCAUCGUAAUAAAAUAGAACGAUAA